Messenger RNA from Prinia subflava (tawny-flanked prinia), 1403 nucleotides. RefSeq names its product proliferating cell nuclear antigen (gene PCNA). The transcript is spliced from 6 exons. Gene Ontology annotation, molecular function: DNA binding; DNA polymerase processivity factor activity. Gene Ontology annotation, cellular component: PCNA complex. Lineage: Eukaryota; Metazoa; Chordata; Aves; Passeriformes; Cisticolidae. The record is from RefSeq and is a predicted model, not a curated record. Gene Ontology annotation, biological process: leading strand elongation; translesion synthesis; regulation of DNA replication. The coding region runs from base 196 to 984 and encodes 262 amino acids.
GCCGGAGAGCGGCGGGGUCCUGUAUGUGAGCUUGGAGGGUAUUGGGCUGAAGGAGGAGAGCGGCUCUGAUGAUUGGCUGAGGCGCGCCGGAGGGCGGGGCGACGGAGUGCAUAAAAGGGGCUUGGCGGGCCGCCUCGCUUAGUUUUCAGUGUUUCCGUCGUUUGCGUCUGUGCCGCUCCCGCUGGUGCUGCCAAGAUGUUCGAGGCGCGGCUGGUGCAGGGCUCCGUGCUCAAGCGAGUACUGGAGGCCCUCAAGGACCUUAUCACGGAGGCCUGCUGGGACCUGGGCUCGGGCGGCAUUAGCUUGCAGAGCAUGGACUCCUCGCACGUCUCGCUGGUGCAGCUCACGCUGCGAUCGGAGGGCUUCGACACGUACCGCUGCGACCGCAACAUCGCCAUGGGCGUCAACCUGUCCAGCAUGUCCAAAAUCCUGAAAUGUGCAGGAAACGAGGACAUCAUCACCCUGCGGGCCGAGGACAACGCGGACACCCUGGCUCUGGUGUUCGAGGCACCGAACCAGGAGAAGGUUUCUGAUUACGAAAUGAAGCUGAUGGAUCUCGAUGUGGAGCAGCUGGGAAUCCCAGAGCAGGAGUACAGCUGCGUGGUGAAGAUGCCCUCGGCCGAGUUUGCGCGCAUCUGCCGGGACCUGAGCCACAUCGGCGACGCCGUGGUCAUCUCCUGCGCCAAGGACGGCGUCAAGUUCUCUGCCAACGGCGAGCUGGGCAACGGCAACAUCAAACUGUCCCAGACCAGCAACGUGGACAAGGAGGAGGAGGCUGUUACAAUAGAGAUGAACGAGCCAGUGCAGCUCACCUUCGCCCUGAGGUACCUGAACUUCUUCACCAAGGCCACCCCGCUGUCCCCCACGGUCACACUCAGCAUGUCUGCAGACGUUCCUCUGGUUGUGGAGUACAAGAUCGCCGACAUGGGACACCUGAAGUACUACCUGGCCCCAAAGAUCGAGGACCAGCAGGAAGGCUCUUAACUGGAGCAGGACUGGGGAUCUGCUCCUGGCUGGAGGCAGCAAUUCCAGAGCCUUGGAGCGUCCUGGGAGCACUGUAGCCGUGUCUUGUAGAUAUCUCUGUAAAUAUUUUUCAACUCACCAUUUUGCUAUCCUGGUAUCAUUGGAAAUAGGAAACCUGAGUUUUUCUAGUGUGUUUAUGUACUCCCAACAAUCUCUUGGAUGCUGUCUGAAGGUGAAAUUUCUUACUCCUUUCAGCUGCUGUUGGAGAGGAGGGGCGAUAUUUAAUGGGUCAAGAUGUUUCCUGGAGUUUCAGUGGAGCUGUAGCUUAGGGUUGCUGUUUUAUUACCCCAUGAGUUUAUGUUAUCUUACUUCAUUUAUUUUUAAAGCUGAUAUUUUGACUGAAACUUGGAAAAUUGAAAUAAAAAAUAUAAUUUCAUGGA